Molecule: messenger RNA, 1911 nt
Organism: Mycena indigotica
Lineage: Eukaryota; Fungi; Basidiomycota; Agaricomycetes; Agaricales; Mycenaceae
Exons: 22
Coding region: 1-1911 (636 amino acids)
Biological process (GO): regulation of actin filament polymerization
Molecular function (GO): protein binding
Source: RefSeq, a predicted model, not a curated record
AUGGGUAGUCAAUCGUUCGGCCAAGCGUUGCCAGACCAAGUCGAGUGUAUAUCGUCGCUCUUCGAUGGACAUCUUCAUCUCCUCCUCGAGGUCCGAGAGAUUUAUCGAGACAGAGUUGCAGCAGAACGUGAAUAUGCUGCAAAGCUACAAGCUUUGACUAAACGGGCAACUGAGAAGAGAGCUAAGCUUGUCGCUGCAUUUGUUGUAGGAGAUGAGCCUACGAAACCGGCGACGGAGGCCACGCUCGCUCAGAAUACCUUUAAUGCCGCCUUCAAUGAAAUUAUUUCUUCGAUGUCUGGGGUUGCCCAGGAUCAUGUAAAUCUUGCUGACGCACUUACUACCCAAGUCGUCGAUGUCCUCAAGGCUGUUGAACGCAAGAACGAGGAAUUGAAGAAGAAGGAAACGAAUUUCUUUCAGCGGUUAUUAACGGAGAGAGAUCGUCUGUAUGCAGACCGCCUCAAGGCGAAGCAAAAGUACGACGAUGAGUGCACUGAGGUCGAGUCCAUACACCAGAAGCAGGUCCGCGCCAACGACGACCGGCACGCAGACCGAGCAGCCCGACAAGUGGAACAACAGCGUGCAGACAUGUUGAACAGUAAAAAUGUGUAUCUAAUCUCGACGGCCAUCGCCAACCGCGUCAAAACCAAAUUCUACAAUGACGACCUACCCGCAUUAGAAGAUCAAUUCCAAAUUCUCCUAGGACGACUUACCAAGCGAUUUUGCCAGAUUCUGGGUCACGCGCAAGCCAUCGAGAUAGGUCAUUUAGAAGUGGUGAAGGGGCGCCUCGCCAACGUCGAGAAAGCGCUUGGCGAGGUCGAUCCCGCGAAGGAUCAAGACAUAUUUAUCGAACAUAAUCUACGCCCCUUCGCGAUUCCGGCUGAUUGGAUGUUCGAGCCAUGUGCGGUCCACUACGAUACAGACGCAAUCAGCGUCGAACCAGCGCCAAAGGUCUUCCUACAGAACAAAUUGAACCGAGCGCGAAUGAAACUGAAGGAACUUACCCCAGUAUUGGAAGCCAAGCGACGCGAUCAAGACCAGUUACUUGCGCUGUUCACGGCAUACGAUGUAGACCAUUCUCUAGGCAAUAGUGAUGAUAUCUCUGAGAAUUAUCUUGAUACCAAUCAUCAAGUUAUGGCCUACACGACAUCAGACCUUGUCCUCAAUACGGAAAUUACUGUAAUAUCGGAGGCGAUUGGGGGUGAUGAGGGUGAUCAACACCCGCAUUCAUUCAAGAGCUCAUCGUUCUCCAUUCCAACUCAGUGUGGAUACUGCAAGUCGUCGAUAUGGGGUCUUGCCAAGCAGGGGAAGACGUGUCGCACAUGUGGGCUGUCUGUCCAUACGAAAUGUGAACUCAAGGUUCCUGCCGAUUGUCAACAUCCUUCUAUGCAUAGUCACAAAUCAACUGGUUCAACGGUUUCUAAGAUUGCACCACAGACGGCCUCUGUAGCCCCUACGCCGUCCGCAUUCGCACAGUCCGUCGCGCAAGAUUCGGAGGCCUACGAGGAGACCUACCAAUCUGGUCGCGUCCUCUUUGACUUUGCGCCAACGUCAGAAUUUGAAUUGGCAGUCAGCGAGGGUGCAACAGUGCAUGUUAUCGAACCAGAUGAUGGCUCGGGGUGGGUCAAGGUGUCCGAUGGGCGGAAUACAGGACUUGUCCCUGCUUCCUACAUUGACUACUCUGAGACCGUGGUGGGGCCAACUGCAUCGGGAGAAGGUUCUGGCGAGUAUGUGCGGGCGAUCUAUACGUAUGCCGCACAAGGGAGUGACGAGAUUGGUUUAUCUGAAGGGGAGCUUUUGGAGUUGACAACCGGCCCGGAGGGCGGGAAGAAUUACGGGGAUGGAUGGUGGGAAGGCGUCAAUUCGGCGGGGAAUAAAGGUAUCUUUCCAAGUAACUAUGUCCAGAUGGCUUGA